Eimeria necatrix is the source of this 342-nucleotide messenger RNA. Its product is annotated as ribosomal protein L7, putative. The transcript has 2 exons. The record is from RefSeq and is a predicted model, not a curated record. The coding region runs from base 1 to 342 and encodes 113 amino acids. NCBI's taxonomy places the organism in Eukaryota, Apicomplexa, Conoidasida, Eucoccidiorida, Eimeriidae.
AUGACAAAGGGCACAGAACACCUGCAGGAAGUGGGCGGCGCCCGCGGGCAGCUGCGGCCCCGCGUAGAAGGCCAGCCCCUCAAAAUUGCAGAGACGGUGCUGCGCAAGCGGCGGCAAGAUCUGGAAUCUCGGGAGAAACGGGCGGAGGCCCUGGCCAAGGCGAAGAAGGCACGGAAGAAAGCCCAAAGGCCAGAAGUGAAGACCGCUCAGUACUUCGUUAAAAAGGCUCUUCUAGCAAUGAAAGACAGCAAAAGGUCAGCAGCAGCAGCAGCAGCAGCAGCAGUUGCGCACGUGGCUGCUGCUGCAGCGGGCUCCUUAGUAGCCCUGUUAGCGGCAGCGUGA